Engraulis encrasicolus (European anchovy) is the source of this 1146-nucleotide messenger RNA. RefSeq names its product zinc finger DHHC-type containing 24 (gene zdhhc24). Lineage: Eukaryota; Metazoa; Chordata; Actinopteri; Clupeiformes; Engraulidae. The transcript is spliced from 3 exons. The record is from RefSeq and is a predicted model, not a curated record. Gene Ontology annotation, molecular function: palmitoyltransferase activity. Bases 81 to 959 code for a protein of 292 amino acids.
UCACGUCACCUGCGUCCAGGUGACUUUUACUUUUAUUGUCGGUUCUCUCGUCCGCGCGCGUGUAACUCAGAAAGAUAAACAUGGUGAGCAUUGUGACUAGAUUUGCCACUCCUUGGGAGAUGUUUACCAAAUGUAUGCCCAUCAUCUUAAACACGGUGCUUGUCUUUUCGAUCACCGCGGAAGUAAGCUACCUUGUCAUUGUAGAAGCCCCACUUGAUUCUGAUCAGAAGAAAGCAGCAUGGACAACGAUAUGGCAGGCGGUGCAUCUUUUUUGUCAGUAUUUCAUGCUUGGAAAUAUAACGUGGAACGCCUGGUUGUUUGUGAAAACAACCCCAAGCAUUCGUGGAGUGUUCCUGGGUGGAGAGGCAAUGGGGCAGGGCUGGAGGUACUGCUAUGCCUGCGAAGCGCACACGCCGCCGCGCUGCUCCCACUGCUACGACUGCAACGUGUGCGUGCUGCGGCGCGACCACCACUGCGUCUUCUUCAACCAGUGCGUGGGCUUCCGCAACUACCGCUACUUCUUCUGCUGCCUGCUGCACAUGUGGGCCGGCCUGCUGUACGCUGUGGUCAUGAACGCUGAGGUCUUCAUCGUCAUCCUGAAGGAGGGGGUGACGCUGCACAGCAUCAUGCUGCUGUUGGUGCCAUGGAUCAUGCUCGUCUCAGGCCAGGUAACGGCGCAGGCCUUUGCGUUUGCCUUCAUCGCUGACACCUGCGUGGUGGGCUUCCUGCUGGUGGCCGGCUUCCUCUUCUUCCACGUGGGCCUGAUGGUGCGUGGCCAGACCACGCGUGAGUGGCACUCCAGCCGCCGGCCGUACAACCUGGGCAUCCGCCACAACAUUAUAGAGUGCCUGGGCACCCGCUGGUACCUGUGCUGGCUCUGCCCGCUCGUCCCCUCCCCCCUACCCGGAGAUGGCAUUAACUUUAAGGUGACUGGCUCCCUGGAACCAGUCCGACAAUGAUGCAUAGGAUGAGUGACUUUUAUAUGGUGGCUGAGGAGCCACAGGUGAGAUAUGGAAGAGCAUGGUAGCACCAUGGGGACUGAGCUGGUUAUGCCUGAAUUUUAGCUGCUGAAGAAGCAGCAGUUAUACCUGGAUUUUAGUUGCUGAAGAAGAUUUGAUAAGCACUGUCUGAAGAACCAGCAUUGAG